This is a messenger RNA of Cydia pomonella (codling moth), 2874 nucleotides long. RefSeq names its product cytochrome P450 18a1 (gene Cyp18a1). Gene Ontology annotation, molecular function: iron ion binding; oxidoreductase activity, acting on paired donors, with incorporation or reduction of molecular oxygen, reduced flavin or flavoprotein as one donor, and incorporation of one atom of oxygen; heme binding. Bases 251 to 1873 code for a protein of 540 amino acids. The record is from RefSeq and is a predicted model, not a curated record. NCBI's taxonomy places the organism in Eukaryota, Metazoa, Arthropoda, Insecta, Lepidoptera, Tortricidae. Gene Ontology annotation, biological process: xenobiotic metabolic process. Gene Ontology annotation, cellular component: cytoplasm; intracellular membrane-bounded organelle. The transcript has 6 exons.
CACUGGCAGAGAGAGGUGCGCUGGUGGGACGAUCCUGCCAAGCACGUACCACCCCGCGCGUACCUAUUUAUUGGCAAGGCCACGCCAGCGGCGCGCCAGUGCGCAGACGACGGUCGGACGCGCUGUAUCUGCUACUACUGUGACCACCGCGCAGCCGCAUACACGUCCGCGCACAAAUAUUAUGAUCGAUUGAUAAAAACGGAAAUUUCAGUUCAGUUCCUUUUAUUUGUUUAUAUAACAAAGGUUCAUUAUGAUUUCGUUACUAUCAAACUCUAAACUUUUGUGGGGACUAUGUCAAGUGGUGAACUACUGUGUGGCGCCUACGUCGCUGCCACUGCUGCUGGCGGCUUGCACGGCUCUGCUAGCGGCUCGGCUGGCGCAGCUAGUGCGGGAGGCGCGCAAGCUACCGCCAGGUCCUUGGGGACCGCCAGUCGUCGGCUAUCUGCCUUUUCUCGGCGUGCGCCACAAGACCUUCCUGGAGCUUGCACGCAGCUACGGGGCGCUGUUCUCUGCGCGCCUGGGCAACCAGCUUACAGUCGUGCUUAGUGACUAUCGGCUCAUCAGAGAAGCUUUCCGACGGGAAGAAUUCACCGGGCGCCCAAGCACGCCUUUGAUGCACACUUUGGACGGUCUAGGUAUCAUCAACAGCGAGGGCCGCCUCUGGAAAAGUCAGCGCCGUUUUCUCCAUGAAAAACUACGCGAGUUCGGAAUGACGUACAUGGGAAAUGGCAAAAAAAUCAUGGAAGCCAGAAUUAAGAACGAAGUGCAUGACCUGAUAUCCAAUCUACGCAAUUCAGAGUGCACUGCAAUUGAUCCUAAUCCGCUCUUGGCUCUUGGCGUAUCCAACGUAAUCUGCGGCAUAACGAUGUCCGUCCGCUUCAGCCAUGGAGACACGCGUUUCACUAGGCUGAACCAUUUAAUCGAAGAAGGGAUGCGACUUUUCGGAGAAAUCCACUACGGCGAGUACAUCCCCCUUUACAAUUAUUUACCCGGUAAAGCCCAAGCUCAAGUGAAAGUUAUGCAAAAUCGCGACGAGAUGUUUGCAUUUUAUCAAACACUAAUUGAUGAACAUCGAGCUACGUUGGAUCUAGACAACGCACGAGACCUCAUCGAUGUUUACCUGAUCGAGAUCGAGAAAGCGAAGCUUGAAGGAAGAGCUGGAGAAUUGUUCGAAGGACGAGAUCACGAAUUACAAUUAAAGCAAAUCCUGGGUGAUCUAUUUUCUGCGGGCAUGGAAACAAUUAAAUCGUCCCUGUUAUGGAUGCUCGUGUUCAUGCUCAGAAAUCCAGAAGUCAAAAGACGAGUUCAAGAGGAACUCGAUGCUGUGGUUGGUCGGGAGCGGCUACCUACCAUCGAAGAUAUGCCAAAUUUGUCGUACACUGAAACCACCAUCUUGGAGACUUUGAGAAUGUCGAGUAUUGUCCCUCUUGCGACGACUCAUUCACCAACAAAGGACGUACAUCUGAACGGAUAUAAAAUUCCGGCUGGAUCACAAGUUGUACCCCUCAUCAACUGCGUGCACAUGGAUCCCAACCUUUGGGAUGAACCCGAAAAGUUCAAUCCAGGCAGAUUCCUCGAUGAAGACGGCAAGAUCAGACGCCCGGAAUAUUUCAUGCCCUUCGGGGUGGGGCGGCGGAUGUGUCUUGGUGACGUGCUCGCACGCAUGGAGAUGUUUAUGUUCUUCGCGUGCGUCAUGCACCAGUUCGACGUGCAACUAGCGGAGGGCGCGGACUCGCCAUCAUUGGAAGGCACAGUGGGUGCUACUAUCGCUCCGCAAGCCUUCCGCCUACGGUUCAUCCCGCGCUCACCACCCGCGCCGCUCGUGCCGGUCGUGCCCGACCACCCGCAUCUGCGCCACGUCGGUGCGCACUAAACCCCGAUGAGUAAUUAGAUUCCAAAAAUCUCUUAAUUGAUUCUUAAGAUCUGAAUUGAUGACCAGUGCAAUAUGGAAAUUUCAUCCCAUAAAAGAAUUUUCAUAUCAUAUUUAUUGACAUGUUUAUGUACAAAAAUCAAUUCAGAAAGCGGGUAAUUGUAUCUUUAUUUAUAACUUCAAUUGCCAACACGUUAAUAAUUUUUGGAAUCUAGUUGUGUCAGGAUGUAAUCGACGCGGCUUCCCUGCCACUUUACCCACCAGUAUUCACUGAUCACUCGUUUUAGAGCGCAUCGACGACCAUUUAUUUAAGUCAUAUAAAGUAAGUAACGACGUCGCUCAAGCGACAGUCGAGGCUGUGCAUAAAGUGUUCAAUUUAGUAGAUUUAUAGACGUAUUGAAAACUCCCAUCGUUGAGAUUAUAAAAUGUUUUUCGUAUAUGUAAACAGUAUUAAAAAACAAGAAGAUUUCUUGAGCGACCUGUAAGGUCUUUGGAAUUUACACCAUACGAAGUACAUUUGUGAAAUUUGUUCAAUGUAAGCACUAAUUAAGUUCUAGUAUACCAAAAUUGUAUAUUCAUUCUAGGUCAUUAUUUAUUAAGAUCACUUAGAAGAGUGCCUGUUUGAGUGUGAUCUCAUGUUUUGUUGUGUUGAAUAUCAUUAUGUUUCUAUAGGGUUUGCAAGUGUUCAUCUGUAACUUUUCUAGUUAACACGAUAUUAUACUGUACCUUUCAAGACUAUAAGAUAACAUUCCAUCAUAGUUUAGGUUCAACCAGUAACUAGUCUACAUAAUUUUAGAUAAAUAGUUAAGUGAUCUUUAAUUAUCAGUUGGAAGUAGGGGAUUUUAACUUUGUGCAACCAAGUUGCUCUGCACUGAACUUAUACUUAUAAUUUCAGCUCACCGCUAAAUAGUAUAUUAACAAUACAUUCGCCUUGUAAAUAUAGCUAUUAACAGAGAAUACAAAUUUGUAUUUCAGAAAUAAAUGAAGAAAAGAUAAAACAUAAA